AUGGAAAUUGAAGUCCCGAGUCCUGAAAACGGGCCGAAACAGGAUCUCAAUGACAGCGGAUGCGUCCAGGAUACAUCACUGCCUGAUAACGGGUAUGUUAGCAACGUAAAGUUCCUGGAUCUGUCCGAUGAUGCUCUCCUCUACAUCUUCAAGUACUGCGAUCCGAUGACCUUGAAAGCCGUCGGAUACAUUUGUCCACGGCUCGGAGCGUUAGUUUGUGAUCGGACUCUGUGGCAGCGCGUGGACGCUAGAACUACGCCGAUGGGCAAGAAGCGAGUUCGAUGGAUGCUUAACAAUUGCCUCACGGAUAGCACUACUGAGCUCAAGAUAUCUGGAUACGCUAACAAGUUUAGCAGAUGCCUGGGCAUUCAAGACCUGCAAUGGCCUGUUCCAGCUAAAUCGACUGGCAUCGACGUCGAGCAUUUCUUACUGCGUAUGUGGUAUCCUCAUUUACCUCGAAGAGAUAUAAUUCUGGCCAAUCUCGCUGAACAAAGCUACCAACGGCUGCAGUUGUUUGUGGUGCCACCUCGCUGGCCGAAUAAGGCACAACUUGAGAAAAGAGCUCAGAGGCUUGAGGAGGAGCGUAAAACAGAAGCUUCUAGCUCCAAAGAAGGCCCCACCAAAGAAGAGAGGCAGUACGAGGAUGGUUUCCCAAAAGACCUUGAUGAUGGUCUCUCCAAGGACUGUAAGGGACCACAGUUCACUUUCUCCGCGGCAAUUUGGAGGGAUUUACAGAAGACUUGCGAGAAUUUGACCACGCUGUUCAUAGAGUAUUGUAACAUCGAUUAUCGGACGACAAAUGUCCGGCUGUUCCCCAAAAAGCUGAAGAAGUUGUCGAUGCGUGGCACUCGGUGCUACAACUUACCUCUCAAUGUUUCGUACCUGGCUAAAGUCCACGAAGUCCUGCCUGAUCUAGAGUAUCUGGACGUGUCGGAGUGCGAUUGGUUCGAGCCCGCCUCGCUGAUGACUAUAAGCAAGCUCGCCAACCUGACUGAGGUCUACAUGAGGGACUGCAAGCGAUUAACGGAGUGCGUCGCCUACGCUUCGCUCUCGACACGAUACGGAUUCCGAAAGUUACGGGUAUUCGACUCCCGUGGUUCGCCGCUAGCAGACUCCGAGAUAUCGUUGCUGGGUUGGUUACCAGAGCUCGAGGAACUCUACUGCUCGCCCCCAGACGUGUUGAACACCCUGUCUGAACAUACCCACUCCUGGCAAGAGUCUGAAACUGUGUUCCCCGAACUCGACAAAUGGGAGAUUGACGAGCCGGAGUAUUACAGGGCGAAGUCUCCGAGGGUGGCGGAGGAAGAUGAGCGCGACUCCAUCGACACAUCGGAGCGCGUCAGCGAAGUCGUCAGUGGAAACUCCUUUUGGUCCAAUGAGAGACGUGUCAUAGUAAUCCAACCGAACACGGCGCGACUAAUCAACGGUCAAUUCGGGAAUCCGCGCGAGCGACGCGAAGAACCUCAACCGGGCCCUGCUCAACCGGGCCCUGCUCAGCCGGACCCUGCUCAACCGGGCCCAGCUCAACCAGGUCCCUCACCUCAAGCGGGCCCAUCACAAGCGGGCCCGUCUCAACCGGGCCCCUCGGACCAACCAGAAGCGGGUCCAUCGAAACGUCGAGCUGAACCGGAUGAACCAAAUGAUGGUAAACGACCUCGUAUGGGAGAGAAUGAAGAUGACAACGUGGAUGACGAUGAUGAUGACCAGAUUAUACAGAACUCGAAAUUUAGGUGUGUUAACUUUGAGAAUAGGCCUUUUGAGUGUGCGCUCGAUGACCGUGAUCGACUGUCAGCGGAACUAGGGUACAAUGAAGACACGGCUUCGAGGACGAGUAUAGGAUAUCACCUUGUCUCAGACACAGCGAUAGAACGCUUCGGUAGAGCGGCGAAUGAAAAUAUUAACUAUAUCCAUCUAGGCAGGUUUAGGGGCAACCCAAAUGAAAUCCCACCUUUCGAUUAUAGACCUGAUAGGGCUAAUUUGAGGAUCUUAUCAGCGACUGGUUAUAGGCAUAUUACUAAUAGGAGUUUGGAGCAUUUAGCGACCGCAGCGCCGCAUUUACUUCACGUAGAUUUUACUGAUACAGCUGUCACUGCUAAUGGUGUCGAAAUUUUUAAGGCUAUAAGACCAAAUUGUGAGGUUAUUUUCGGACCUCUCGACAGCCAGAAUAAUUAA
Molecule: messenger RNA, 2172 nt
Organism: Spodoptera littoralis (African cotton leafworm)
Lineage: Eukaryota; Metazoa; Arthropoda; Insecta; Lepidoptera; Noctuidae
Source: the annotation of a GenBank genome assembly